Molecule: messenger RNA, 1069 nt
Organism: Cydia strobilella
Lineage: Eukaryota; Metazoa; Arthropoda; Insecta; Lepidoptera; Tortricidae
Exons: 2
Coding region: 52-939 (295 amino acids)
Source: RefSeq, a predicted model, not a curated record
UACGUGGAUUCAGAGCCUGAUCAUGUACUAAAACCAUCAGACUUCCUUACCAUGGGAAAGUGUAUUACUAUGGAAACGUCGAAUAAGGAUCCUACGUCACAAGGGACGGUGACUAAAGAUAACCUAAUUAAAGGUUGGAAGAAAGCACAGAUAAUUCUACGAGAGUUUAAAGAGAUGUUUGAGAACAGGUACCUCCUAAAUUUGAGAGAAAGAUAUUCCCACCACCCUAAAGAACCUAGGGUGACUUCAAAGUUAGAACCGAAGAUAGGUCAAAUCGUGCAGAUUAAAGGUGACACGAGGAAUAGGAUCAACUGGAAAGUUGGGAAAAUAGUAUCUUUAAGGGAAAGCGCCGAUGGAUUAUGUAGGGUUGCCACGGUACGAGUAGGAGAUACCGAAUACACAAGAUCUAUCACGCAUCUCUACCCUUUAGAGAUCGAAGAGGGAGAAGAACACUGUAAACAAACAUCACCUUAUAACGAAAGCGCAGAAGAACCUCUGCAGCUUCCUGACCUUCCACCUCCAUCUUGCGGGAACGUUGACGUCCAAGACGUUGCUGAGUCUCCUUCUGAACAAAGAUUCACUCCAGUAACAGCUAGAGAUGAUCCAGAAGAAGAAGUUCUACCCUAUGCCUCGCCAGUAGAGGAAAGGAGUUCCUUCAAACAAGUAGUAGAGUCUACAUCUAGUAAGUUAAACGAGCCUAAGCCUAAGUCUAUGUCCGAACCAGAACCACUCGCGGUCGUCGACCCCGAGUAUUACGACCACACUGAUCCCGAGCUACACCACUUGGAGGAAAUUGCGCCAGAAGGACAAGAAGACGAAUCAAGACCUAAAAGAGCCGCAGCUCUUCGGGCCCUUGAAAAGAUUAAAGAAUGGACCAGCAAUCUAGUCGCUGUGCUUCUGCCUGAGGCGGGGAGUGUCGCGACAGACGCGAAUUUAUAACGCCCAAGACGAAUUUCCUUGCGGCAACACCUAACAGCGCCCUCUAGGUGGAAUUGUGAUCUCGGUGCGAUAAUACAGCCGCCAUAAAUUAAGCGAAGCAGAGACUGAGGCUCCUCUGGCCCUGGAGUAG